AUGGCGGACAACUUCGACUUCGUCGUCCCACGUCCGCAAUCCAACUUAUACAGCUCAAGUGAGCAGCAGAAGCUGCCGGAUCCGCAUACUCGUAAACCCAUCGCGGAUUGCCCACUUUCUAUUAUUCGUAGCGAGUUGCAUCCUUGCGCACACCUUUUUUGGAUUACUACGAGGAAAUCGAAGCGAUCACGGUCAGACCACCAGAAUAGCCUUCUCCUAUCUAUUAAAGGAAAGAUCAUCGUCAGUUUCGUGGCACACCAAACUCUACCUGGGUUCUAUAUACAAUCCACACAACUGCCACAUCUAAUUGAAGACUAUCUACUGGACAACUUCUCGCAGCAGACAGCAGCGUCGACAAGCAUCGACGACUAUUCUUCGAAUGCGAAAUUUAUCCGUAAUUCGGCAUCGAAGCUCGCAGUGGCUGAAGGAAGAGAGAUUAAAAACGCCAGGCGUGCUGAGACUCUUGCACCUUCCAGCUAA
Molecule: messenger RNA, 480 nt
Organism: Necator americanus (New World hookworm)
Lineage: Eukaryota; Metazoa; Nematoda; Chromadorea; Rhabditida; Ancylostomatidae
Exons: 1
Coding region: 1-480 (159 amino acids)
Source: RefSeq, a predicted model, not a curated record